AUGUGUGCGCAGCAUUGCGGUAUUACGAGAGACACCGCCGCGAACACUGGCCUAGAUGUGGUGGAGGUGUUCAAAAUGUUCCACGCCCAUAUGGAAGCCGUCAUUGCGCAACCCUCGUCGUACAAAUUCAGGUCCAUGGGGCGCAACGAGAAGAACAAUUUCCGUCAACAGAAGUUCGAAGGCGCCCUUUUGCAGCAAGAGACAGAAGCUUCUGUGGCGGGUGGGGAGGAUGCUGGCAAAAAAUCCGGGCAAGCUGAUGGGGGUUACGCUGGCGGGUCGAUGGACAAUCCCCAAGGUGGCAAGGGGAAGCCGCGGGAGGUGCUUGAGGGGAGCAAGGGGAAGCUGAAUGAGACGUGUGACGGGAGCAAGGGGAAGUCAAAGGAGGCGUCUAAGGGGAGCAAUGGGAAGUCAAAGGAGGUGUUUGAGGGGGAUGAGUGGAAGAAGGAGAAGCGGAAGUUGGGGGAGAAGCUGGAUGAGGAGAGGAACGAGACGAAGCAUUGUCAAGAAGAUCUCCCGCUGUUGAUCCGGGGCCGUCGAGUGGACACAACGCUGAUGAGAGGCCGAGCGUGGUAG
This is a messenger RNA of Closterium sp. Yama58-4, 573 nucleotides long. Lineage: Eukaryota; Viridiplantae; Streptophyta; Zygnematophyceae; Desmidiales; Closteriaceae. The record is from the annotation of a GenBank genome assembly.